GAAAGUUCAGCAACGUCCGUACUUGCAUUCACACUUAUCCUAGCCCGCUUGAUUUCGUCCCAAAAAAAAAAGAAAAAAGAAUCCUAGCCGCUUGAUCAAUGUGCCUAACACGUGUCAUCUCAUACUGAGCUCGCACAACUAGUAGUCUGUGUGAGUGGGAUGUACCCAACCAUAUCAUGCCUCACACUGGCAACUGCCCACCCUACCAUUGAUUUUCUACUAUUUAUACCCCCACACUAGCAAGUACCCACCACACUUGAAUCUGAUCUCCCCUCUUCUUCUUCUCAUUCUCUUGGUUUUGAGUCUUUGCCAUUUUAGGAGAGGCCUGUCUCUGUAGCAAUGGCCAUGGCUAAGUUUUUUGCUGCCUUGAUGUUGGCACUCCUUGCCAUCUCCAUGCUUCAAACCACGGUUAUGGCAAAUAAUGGACAUGGAGGUCAUCACGGUGGCAAUAAUGCAUAUGGACCUGGGAGCCUCAAGAGCUACCAAUGCCCAUCACAAUGCUCGAGGAGAUGCGGCCAGACCCAAUACCACAAGCCCUGCAUGUUCUUCUGUCAGAAAUGCUGCAAAAAGUGUCUGUGUGUGCCCCCAGGGUAUUAUGGGAACAAAGGUGUGUGCCCUUGCUACAACAACUGGAAGACCCAGCAAGGAGGACCCAAGUGCCCUUGAUUUUGAUUGAUCAGCCCACCCACUAUCGACUUUGAGCUUAAUUAUCCUAGCUAUAUGUACUAACUAUAUAUAAAGUAUAUGUAUGAAUUCUCUUUGAACUGGGUUUGUUUUGUUGGGUUAGAGGGACUUAAAAUUGUCUGUGAUCCAGUCUCUGAGAGAGUUUGCUUCAACUGAGAUUUCCUAAUCUAUUGUCAUCAAUGCAAUUUCUGGUUUUACAAAUGGAGUCAUUUCUAUAAUUUGCACUGCUUUUGUUAAUUUGAUGGGUCUCAGAUCCCAUUUACAACU
Prunus persica (peach) is the source of this 951-nucleotide messenger RNA. Its product is annotated as gibberellin-regulated protein 4. The transcript has 4 exons. Lineage: Eukaryota; Viridiplantae; Streptophyta; Magnoliopsida; Rosales; Rosaceae. Bases 340 to 666 code for a protein of 108 amino acids. The record is from RefSeq and is a predicted model, not a curated record.